CUCGUGAUCGAACCCAACCCAAACCAAUUACAUAACUUCAAUUCGGAAAUGUAUCUGUUGUAUCGCAAGGACUGAAAUUCGCAGUUUGAGCAGAGACGUUCGAAGGAGGCCCUCGUCUGGCGACGCUGGAGAGGACAACUUGACGGGUUGUCGAAUGCCAUCUCUCUGGGACACGACGUCGUUCCCAAGUGCAGUCCUCGCUGCAAGCCUGUCGCUGGCACUGCUCCCCUCCUUCCUGGUACCUGCAUGGCGCAUUCCCGAAUUCACCCCUCGACAAAUCAUAUACGCUAAGAAUGUGUUCCCACUUCUACUCGCACCAUGGGCCAGCCCCCACGCCAAUGAUAUUAAUACUCGGUCGUUAUCGCGUCUCGUCCAGAUUGCGCUGUCCCUGCGUCUCCCACAAACCGCAAUAUUACCGUGUUAUGUCUACUGGAUCACCAUCGCUCUUGCGAGGACGCUCACCGGGUUUCUGCUCACUCGUAGUGUAGGAUGGGCAUACCCCCGAUUGUUUAACCACUGGGCCCUCUACGAGACAUCGAGUGGGAUAGGACCUCCACUUGUGACCUAUCUUCUUACUUCUGGGACACGACCAAUCCUCGACUUGGUUCGAGGGUCGUUCAUCAAGGGUCGUUAUUGGGAGAACAGCUCACGCGGGGAUGUUUUCCUGGUGGUAUGUAUGUGUACGAUCUUAUGCUGGCUAGACGGGGCCCCGUGGACAUAUGCAAUGUCAACGUUGCUGUCUAUUUCGUUGACGAUCUGGAGAGCACUGUUUUCUUCCCCGUUGCGCGAAAGCUCGCAUGUUCCUUUUGGUGGACUCGACCAACAGUAUUCGAACAGCAGCUCUCCCCACCCGCGACGCCCUCGUACCACAGGCUUUCGGACCAGUUUAUUGGUUUUGUUGGUUAUACCCCUUCCAUAUAUUGUCGGAUUCCUCUUCAGUUUUGGCUACCAUCCUAUCCCUGAUAUUGCACCAUCGUCCAGUUCUGGGAUUGAUCAUCCUCUUCUUGAAAUCCUCAUUCUGUCCUUCCCUCGUCCGAACGACGCAGGCGCCAUCCCCGUCCUCUCUCGCACGAUAUCAUCCUAUCUGCCCUACGUCAACAACAGUAGUACAACAUCACUGUCCGUGUUCACACAUGCCCGACAAGCGCACCACCCUUCGUUCGAGCUUGCGAAGAAAGAGUUUAGAGAUACUCCCGUGGUGUUUUACACAGACCGAGAUUUGCACCCAGAUGACAGAGAGGGUCAGUAUUUGCAUGUUGCAGAGGCAUUCAAGUGGGUAUACGAACGCCAUCAGCGAGAUGAUGAUACCUAUCCGAAUCCUGCAAAGCCAGCGGAGUGGGUCAUGUUGGUCGAAGACGAUUUCCCGUUAUGCGGGGAAUGGGGAUGGAGUGGUAUAGUUGGUGUAAUGAGGAUGCUGGAGAGCAAGCGAACGCCGUCAGCAUCCAUGGGGAGAUGGGGCGGGUUCGUAGGUACAGGUGGAAGUGGUGUGAUCAUACAUCGUUCGGUGCUGCCUAUUCUCACCCACAUUCUCCGGAUCCAUGCGUCCCUUAACUCCCCUCUACCACCAAAUAUCCCCCGACGUCCUCCAGACAUCAUCAUCCAAGAUUGCCUUCUCGGCAUCGAUCCUCUCUGCCCUGCGUAUAAUCACCCCACGUCUAGUUCUAACGGCGGCCGCAGUGGCAAUCUGGUCAUCACGUCGAGACUCGUCAUGGACCAUGUUGGUAGCGACAAGAGCACCGCCGCCGGCCGCGUUUACAGUCCCGAAAAGUGGCGUUGUGGAUGGCGCCAUCCUUUCCAUGGGCGUGAAGAGGUGGUGGUCGUUCCGGUGUAGCUUUGGACUCGGCAGGCGGCACACAACAGGCCAAGGAGCCUCCAUUUGACUUGACUUAUGUAUACUAUCUA
Molecule: messenger RNA, 1902 nt
Organism: Pisolithus orientalis
Lineage: Eukaryota; Fungi; Basidiomycota; Agaricomycetes; Boletales; Pisolithaceae
Exons: 2
Coding region: 155-1831 (558 amino acids)
Source: RefSeq, a predicted model, not a curated record